Messenger RNA from Spodoptera exigua (beet armyworm), 933 nucleotides. The record is from the annotation of a GenBank genome assembly. Lineage: Eukaryota; Metazoa; Arthropoda; Insecta; Lepidoptera; Noctuidae.
AUGGGAGUUACGACUGAAUUUGAAACGUUGGAGCAACAAUUUUUGGAACUAAUUGGCGAAUUUCGGACUUUAACCAUUUCGGAAAGUCGUCUACGGGAAUUAGUACGCACGGAGUCUACACGCGCCGAAGCUGCGGAGGCGGCGCGGGCGGCGGCUGAGCGGGCGGCGGCGGAGGCCCGCAACGGAGCCGCCGCCGCCACCGCCGCCGUCACCAAGGCCACCAGUGCACUAGCCAGCUCUCAAGAACAUGUUACAGGACUUAAAAUGCACUUGGAUUUAACGGAGAGGCAGCGAAAGCUUUUAGAAGACCGUUGUGGCGAAAUGACAGCACAGAUUGGUUCGCUAGAGAGACAGGUUCAACAACUGAAACCUUUGCAAUCAGCGCAUACGGCUCUUCAACGACAGUACACUGAACUACAGGAACGCAUCUCCAAAGCAACGGAAGAAGCACGAAGGGAAUCAACUCGUCUUGAAAGUGAACUACGAAGAGUAGAGAAAUGCGCUGCAGCUGGUUCAGAAAUACGAGAACGUGCACGUUUGGCCGCUGCAGCACAUGCACGAGAGAGGCGUCUAACUGCUGCAGAGUUACAACAUACUAACAAAGAACUAGUUGCUGCUAAUACGGAAAUUAGUAAACUAAAAGCAACUAUCGCCGAAAUGCAAAUACAAUUGGCUGAAAUUAGCGAUAAUCCGUCCAAGAAAACUAUUGAUCCUGAUUCUGAAGCGUUAGUUGAGACACGAGCAGCUCUGGACGCGGAAAGAGCUGGUGCAGCUAAACUUGAAAAGGCUUUGGCAGCCGCUUUAGCUGACAAUGCGGCUUUAGCUGCACGUAUCAACAAUAUGGACAACACUGACGAAGCAAACAAGACAUCCACACCACCAGAAUCUGCUACAACUAACAUUUGUCCCAUAGAUUCAUUCUUAGCAGAAUAA